This is a messenger RNA of Hevea brasiliensis (rubber tree), 7914 nucleotides long. Its product is annotated as histone-lysine N-methyltransferase ATXR3. The transcript has 20 exons. Lineage: Eukaryota; Viridiplantae; Streptophyta; Magnoliopsida; Malpighiales; Euphorbiaceae. The coding region runs from base 371 to 7711 and encodes 2446 amino acids. The record is from RefSeq and is a predicted model, not a curated record. Gene Ontology annotation, molecular function: protein binding.
UUUCCUGUUUCAGACCAUGAAGAAUACAACUCAAAACAAAAAUUUAGCGGAAGAAGUUAUAUACAUGUAAGAAGAAAGAAAAAUAAACAGCGCAGACACUAAAAGAGAAAUAUAUCUUCAGUUGUUAUUUUCUUUCCUUCUUUGUCGAUCUGAGUUUUACGAAAUUCUUUUCUCGAAUUCUGAGCUCUCGGAGGUUACUCUCACGAUCUAUCAUUUCAGCUCGUUAAUUUUCGUGAUUUGUGAAAGUUAGGGUUUUGAAUUGGAGCAAAGGUCGAGAAAAUGGAAGCGAAUUUCGCAGUAUGAGCAUUGAUAACCCCGGGCGAGGGGAGCACUAGGGUUUCGAGUAAUUUGAUUCCAUAGAGGGAUUUCCAUGGGGGAUGGAGGUGUCGCUUGCAUGCCUUUGCAGCAUAAUAGUAUCAUGGAAAGGUUUCCAAUUCAGGACAAUGCGACAACACUUUGCAGUGGAGGCAAAACUGGCAAUUCCACUACUACCAACACCACUACUACUACUACCAAAAAUAACAACAAUAAUAGUAAUAGCAAUGGCAACAGUACUAUCAAUGGCUUCAACUCAAAGCCCAAAAAAGUAUUGAAGAAGGUAAUUAAGGUAAAAAAGGUUGUUACAGUGAAGAAAGCAAUGGCAGAGAAGGGUGAAUUGGGAUCAGAGAAAGCAGCAAAAAUUAGCAAGGAGAAGGAAGCAAAGAUCAGCUGGGAAGGGGCGGCAAAUAGUAGCAAGGAGAAUGAGCCAAAGAUUUGCAAGGAAGCUGACAACGUUUCAGGUUCUUUUGAUAACAAGGUGCAGAGUAAUAAAGAGGAAGUUGAAGAGGGGGAAUUAGGAACUUUGAAGUGGCCACCAAAAGCAGAAGUUGAGAACGGAGAGUUUGUUCCACAAGAGAAAUCAAGAAGAAAUGGAAUCGAGAAGGGAGAGAUUGUUGGUGAGAAAUGGAGAAAAGGGGAUAUGGAGAGGGGAGAGGUUGUUUUGGGUUCUGGUAGAUGGCGAAAAGGGGAAUUUGCCAGAGAUAAGAUUGAGAAAGGAGAGUUCGUUCCAGAUAGAUGGCAUAAUAAAGACGAUUACUGUUAUAAUAAGUCCCGUGGCAGGUAUGACACCAGCAGAGAGCGUACCCCAUCUUCUGGAAAGUAUUCCAGUGAAGACAUUUACAGAAGGAAAGAGUUUAGCAGGAGUGGGAGUAGUCAGCAUGGUAAAAUUUCUUCUAGGUGGGAGGGUGGACUAGAUAGGAAUAUAAGGAUCAGUUCAAGGAUUGUGGAUGAAGAAGGCUCAUAUAAGAGUGAAUACAGCAAUGGCAAGAAUCAUGGAAGACGGUGCACUUCUGGCAACAGGUUGAAGCGAUAUGGCACAGAUUCUGAAAGCAAUAAUCGCAAACAUUAUGGGGAUUAUGGGGACUAUGAGUGCUCUAAAAGCAGGAGACUUUCUGUGGAUAGUACUGGAACUGCCCACUCAGAGCACUAUUCACUUCACUCUUUGGAAAGGUUCUAUAGAAACUCUGCAUCUUCUUCUUGUUCCUGUUCAAGAGUUUCUUCACUGGACAAAUAUUCCUCCAGGCAUCAUGAACCCACUUUGUCUUCCAAAGUAGUUUAUGAUAGGCAUGGACGUAGUCCAGGUCAUUCUGAGCGGUCCUCAUGUGACAGAGUCCGGUACUUUGAUCACGGGGAUCGGAGUCCAAUCCAUCGUGAGAGAUCUCCGUAUGCACGAGAAAGAUCCCCAUAUCGGCGUGAGAGAUCCCCUUAUGGACGUGAGAGGUCUCCAUAUGGACAUGAUAAAUCCCCAUAUGAUCGGAGCCGUCAUCAUGAUUAUAGGAGAAGUCCUACUCAUUUAGAGAGGUUCUCACAGGACCAGUAUCAUGAUCGCAGGGAUCGAACUCCAAAUUUUAUGGAGCAUUCCCCACUUGAUCAGGGUAGGCCUAGUAAUCUUAGAGAAGCAAGCCGAAAAAGUGGAAAAAUUGAGAAGCGGAACUGUCAGUUUGGUGAUAAAGGUCAGGAGGACAAGCACAGCCAGAGGGACUCUGGUGGAAGAGAUUCACAGUUGUCAGCUAAAGAAUCUCAAGAUAAAAGUGGAAUACAUGAUAAUAAUAGAUUGGAAGAAAAAAAUGUGAAUUCUGAGUCUCAUAAAGAAGAGCAGUCCCAGACUCCAAGUAUGAAUAACAAAGAAUCUCCUCAUGUUGAUGGACUUCCUCCUGAAGAGCUACUAUCAAUGGAAGAAGAUAUGGAUAUAUGUGACACACCACCUCAUGUCCCUGUUGUGGCUGAUUCCUCCAUGGGAAAAUGGUUUUACCUUGACUAUUAUGGCCUGGAAUGUGGGCCUUCAAAGUUAUGCGACCUUAAGACGCGUGUGGAUGAGGGAUUUCUUAUGUCGGAUCACUUGAUUAAGCACAUUGAUAGUGACAGGUGGGUAACCAUUGAAAAUGCAGUUUCACCAUUGGUGACUGUAAAUUUCCCAUCUAUUGUGUCAGACACUAUAACUCAGUUAGUGAGCUCGCCCGAGGCACCUGGUAAUCUGUUGGCAGAUACUGGAGAUAUAGGGCAAUCCAAUAUUCAAAGUGGUGAGGAAGUGCCAGUGAAUUUGCCACAGCCCCUGGUCUGCGUUAGUGAUAGUUCUGCUGGGUCUGAACCUUUGGAAGAUCACAACAUUGAUGAAAGGGUUGGAGCUCUGUUGGGGGGUUUUACUGUUGUUCCUGGCAGAGAACUAGAGACAAUUGGAGAAGUUUUGCAAAUGACAUUUGAGCGUGCACCAUGGGAUAAAUGGGAAAAACCAGAAGGUAUCACUUGGAAUCAAGCUUGUGUAUCAGAACAAAAUGGUCAAGAUAAUGAUGAAUUAUCAGGAUACUUGGACUUGAAACCUAAAGAUGCUGUUGAAGUGAGAUUAAGUGCUAUCUCUGACAAAGACCAAGGCUCUGCCUUUGUUGUUGACUGUGCUGAUUGGUUUUCUGACCAAUGGUCGUGCAAAGGUGGAGAUUGGAAGAGGAAUGAUGACACUAACCUGGAUAGAUUUUCUAGAAGGAAACUUGUUGUCAAUGAUGGCUUUCCAUUGUGCCAAAUGCCAAAAUCAGGGUCUGAGGACCCACGUUGGCAUAGAAAAGAUGAUCUGUAUUAUCCUUCUCUAAGCAGAAGGCUUGACCUGCCUCCUUGGGCUUUCUACUGCUCUGAUGAGAGGAAUGAAUGUGGUGGUGUUGGCAGAUUAACUGUUGCUAAGCCUCCUAUUCCUGUUAUUAGGGGGGUGAAGGGAACUAUGCUACCAGUGGUCAGGAUAAAUGCAUGUGUUGUCAAGGACCAUGGUUCAUUUGUUUCAGAACCUCGCACAAAAGUUCGAGGGAAGGAAAGGUAUCCUUCGAGAUCUGCUCGGGCAUACAAUGCUGCUAAUGAUGUGAAGAGAUUGACAACAGAAGGCGAUUCUCUUUCCAAAACUGAUCAAGACUCUCAUGAUUCUUGGAAGUCAAUUUCAUCCAUUAACAUUCCUAAAGACCGUCUUUGCACGGUGGAUGACUUACAGUUGCAUUUGGGUGAGUGGUACUACUUUGAUGGUUCUGGGCAUGAACAAGGGCCGUCAUCAUUUUCAGAGCUUCUGGUCUUGACAGAUCAAGGUGCUAUCCAAAAAUAUAGUAGUGCUUUCAGGAAAUUUGACAGAGUGUGGGUUCCAAUUACCUCUGCGACAGAGACUUCUGAAGCCACUGUUAAAAUUCAACAGGAGAAUGUUGCAGUACAUGGUGGUUCUUCAGCAACUCUUUCAAAAUUGCAGAGUGCUGCCAAUAAUGAAGGCAACACAAAUUCCAUUUCAUUUCAUAGCCUGCAUCCACAGUUCAUUGGUUAUACCCGUGGGAAGCUACAUGAAUUGGUAAUGAAAUCUUACAAGAGCCGGGAGUUUGCUGCUGCCAUAAAUGAUGUUUUGGAUCCAUGGAUCAGUGCUAAACAGCCUAAGAAGGAGGUUGAUAACCAUAUAUACCAAAAAUCAGAAAUUGAUGCAUGUGCUGGCAAAAGAGCUUGGUUGCAGCUUGAUGGAAGUGAUGAUUACCAUGACUUGUAUGAAGACUUGCAUACCAUUCCAAACAAGGAAGCCACUUUUGAAGAAUUGUGUGAUGAUGCUACUUUUCAUAGAGAAAGUAGUGCAUGCUCAGCUACUGAGUUUGGAAGCUGGGGUUUAUUGGAGGGUCAUACACUGGCACGAGUCUUUCAUUUUCUGAGAUCUGACUUGAAAUCCCUUGUCUUUGCUUCUUUGACUUGUCAACAUUGGAGAUCUGCUGUCAGCUUUUACAAGGAUAUCUCAAGACAAGUUAAUCUUUCACAAUUAGGUCCUAACUGCACUGACUCGAUCAUUUCAAAUAUCAUGAAUGGUUAUAAUAAAGAAAGAAUAAAUUCAAUGGUGCUGGCGGGUUGCACAAAUAUUACUUCAUGCUUGCUUGAAGAUAUUGUUCGUUCUUUCCCUUGUUUAUCUUCUGUAGAUAUCAGAGGUUGCAGCCAGUUCAAGGAGUUGCCUCUUAAAUUUCCUGAUGUGAGCUGGACAAGGACUUGUGGUUCGCAUGGUAUUGGAAUCUCUGAGAAUUCGUAUUCUAAAAUAAGGAGUCUUAAACAGAUCAGUGAGAAAGCUCCUACAUUUUGUCGAACAAAGGAACUCAGUAGUGAUGCAGAUGAUUUUGGUGAUCUAAAAGAGUAUUUUAACAGUGUGACUAAGAGGGACUCGACAAAUCAAUUAUUCCGACGGAGUUUGUAUAAACGCUCAAAGUUGUUUGAUGCUAGAAAGUCAUCAUCUAUUUUAUCUAGGGAUGCCCAUAUGAGGCAAUGGGCCAUCAAAAAAUCUGAAAGUGGCUAUAGGAGGAUGGAAGGAUUUCUUGCUUCAGGUUUGAAGGACAUCAUGAAGGAGAAUACCUUUGAGUUUUUUGUGCCCAAGGUGGCUGAAAUUGAGGAUCGGAUGAAAAAUGGUUAUUAUAUUGGGCAUGGUUUAAGGUCUGUCAAGGAGGAUAUCAGUCGAAUGUGCAGAGAUGCUAUUAAAGCAAAGAAGCGUGGUGCUGGAGAUAUGAAUCAUAUCAUUAGAUUAUUUCUCAAACUUGCCUCACAUUUGGAAGAUAGUUCUAAGUUUUCUUAUGAAAGAGAUGAAUUAAUGAAGUUGUGGAAGGAUGAUUUGUCUGCAGGGUUAGGCUAUACUCCCAUGAAGUGUAAGAAGAAGUUAUUUAUGGAAAAGAAGAACACUAAUAGGAUUAACGGCACAGCCUAUGCAAAUGGUAGUACUGAUUAUGGAGAAUAUGCAUCUGAUCAGGAAAUCAGAAGGUGCUUAUCCAAAUUGAACCGAAAGUCCAUGGAUUCAGGGAGUGAAACUUCCGAUGAAUUUGGCAAGUCUUCUGAAGAUGAGGGUGGUGAUAGUGAAAGUACUUCCUCAGAUACAGAAAGUGACUUGGAUGUCCGAUCAGAAGCUCGAAUUGGGGAGUACAGAGGGGAUGGAUUCUUUAUGGAAGAUGAGGGUUUAGAUUUGAUAACAGACGAGCGUGAAUGGGGUGCUCGGAUGACAAAAGCGAGUCUUGUUCCUCCUGUCACUAGGAAAUAUGAAGUUAUCGAUCAAUAUGUUAUUGUAGCAGAUGAGGAGGAUGUUCAAAGGAAAAUGUGUGUUUCUUUGCCAGAUGAUUAUGCUGAGAAGCUUGAGGCACAGAAAAAUGGCACUGAAGAAUUGGAUAUGGAGCUUCCUGAAGUCAAGGACUAUAAACCUAGAAAACAGCUUGGAGUUGAAGUUAUAGAACAAGAAGUUUAUGGAAUUGAUCCCUAUACCCAUAAUCUUUUACUUGAUUCGAUGCCUGAAGAAUUAGGUUGGCCUUUGUUAGAGAAACAUUUGUUUAUUGAAAAUAUGCUCCUCUGUACUCUGAAUAAGCAAGUCAGGAACUUCACUGGCUCUGGGAACACUCCUAUGACGUAUCAUUUGCACCCGGUUGUAGAAGAAAUUGAAAAAGCUGCUAAGGAGGACUGCGAUGUGCAAACAAUAAAAAUGUGCCAGGGCAUCCUCAAGGCCUUAGAUAAUCGUCCUGAUGAUAAUUAUGUUGCUUACAGGAAGGGACUUGGUGUUGUUUGCAACAAAGAAGAUGGUUUUGGAGAAGAUGAUUUUGUCGUGGAGUUUUUGGGAGAGGUUUAUCCUGCUUGGAAAUGGUUUGAGAAGCAAGAUGGCAUACGAUCUUUACAGAAAGAUAACAAAGAUCCCGCUCCGGAAUUUUACAACAUUUAUCUUGAGAGGCCCAAGGGUGAUGCUGAUGGUUAUGAUUUGGUGGUUGUUGAUGCCAUGCAUAAGGCAAACUAUGCAAGUCGAAUUUGUCACUCAUGCAGACCUAAUUGUGAAGCGAAAGUUACUGCUGUAGAUGGUCAAUACCAAAUUGGAAUCUACGCUGUCCGAGAAAUUCAAUAUGGCGAGGAGAUCACAUUUGAUUACAAUUCUGUGACAGAGAGUAAGGAAGAAUAUGAAGCAUCUGUCUGUCUAUGUGGUAGCCAAGUUUGUCGGGGCAGCUACUUAAAUCUGACAGGUGAAGGGGCUUUCCAGAAGGUGUUGAAGGAGCAGCAUGCCAUAUUGGAUCGACAUCAUUUGAUUCUUGAAGCUUGUGAACUAAAUUCUGUAUCUGACGAAGAUUAUCUUGACUUGGGGAGGGCUGGUUUAGGCAGUUGUUUGCUUGGCGGGUUGCCAGAUUGGGUGGUUGCAUAUUCUGCUCGUCUGGUGAGGUUCAUAAAUCUGGAGAGAACAAAGCUUCCUGACGAAAUUCUAAGGCAUAAUUUGGAAGAAAAAAGGAAAUAUUUCUCAGAUAUUUGUCUUGAGGUUGAAAGAAGUGAUGCCGAGGUUCAGGCUGAAGGUGUAUACAACCAGAGGCUUCAAAAUUUAGCAGUAACUCUUGACAAGGUGAGGUACGUGAUGAGAUCCGUAUUUGGUGACCCAAAGAAAGCUCCACCUCCAUUAGAGAGGCUAAGUCCUGAGGAAACUGUCUCCUUCCUCUGGAAAGGAGAAGAAUCACUUGUUGAGGAGCUUCUUCAGUGCAUGUCUCCUCAUGUGGACACUGAUCUGCUUAAUGAUCUCAAGUCCAAGAUCCGUGCACAUGAUCCGUUGGAAUCUGAUAACGUUCAGAGAGAACUUGAGAAAUCAUUAUUAUGGUUGAGGGAUGAAAUCCGGAGCCUUCCAUGUACAUACAAGUGCCGGCAUGAUGCUGCAGCUGACUUAAUCCAUGUAUAUGCUCAUACAAGAUGCUUCUUUAGAGUUCAGGAGUACAAAAAAUUUACUUCUCCUCCAGUUCACAUUGGUCCGCUUGACUUGGGUCCCAAGUAUGCUGAUAAGUUGGGAGAAGGUAUCCAUGAAUAUCGAAAGACAUAUUGUGAAAAUUAUUGUUUGGGACAGUUAAUCUAUUGGCAUAUACAGACUAAUGCUGAACCAGAUUGUAGCCUGGCUAAGGCAGGUAGGGGCUGCUUGUCUUUACCUGACAUUGGUUCCUUCUAUGCCAAGAUUCAGAAGCCAUCACAGCAGCGCGUUUAUGGUCCAAAGACUGUGAAGCUUAUGCUGGAAAGGAUGGAAAAGUACCCUGGGAAGCCCUGGUCCAAGGAUCAAAUAUGGUCAUUCAAGAGUUGUCCAAAAGUAAUUGGAAGCCCAAUGCUAGAUGCAGUAAUGAGCAAAUCUCCCGUAGACAGGGAGAUGGUGCACUGGUUGAAGCAUAGACCGGCACUAUACCAUGCCGUGUGGGAUAGGUGAAGUAGUACAGUAGUCCGAUUACUUUGUACAAUGUUCUGGAAUGAUUUCUCAAUUUUAGUUCACAGCUGCCCCUUUUAAGUGUGGGAGUUGGUAAUCAUUCCAAAACAUUCAUUCCUUGUGCUGCAAUCCUCCUCAUUCUUAUGUACAGUGUUUUUCUUUUGUAAUUUGUAUUUCAUUACAUGAUAGUAAAGCAUUUUUUUUUU